Drosophila kikkawai is the source of this 600-nucleotide messenger RNA. The record is from RefSeq and is a predicted model, not a curated record. Lineage: Eukaryota; Metazoa; Arthropoda; Insecta; Diptera; Drosophilidae.
AUGCAGGCGGCAAUACCCAGCAAUAAUCACAACAAUGGGAGCAACACCAAUUUUGUGACCUUCAGUGGGCCACUUGAGGCACAGCUUCUGCAUCAACAAUUCCGGCGAUUCGAACACGAAAGCCAUUCAACAUUUGAGUUUACAAACAUCAAGUGCAACUCCUUGGACACAUCAUUUGCAACCUUUGAAUAUUGCCUGUUGAAGUCGGUGAAUCGAACCUACAAAUAUGGAUCAUUGAAAGUGAAAUUGCUUAAGGUGCCAGUGGAUAAAGUAAAGCUGAAUUUGGCUCUUUACAAGCGCUUGAAUGGCUAUAAGCCUUUUCUUUACAAUGUCACCUUUGAUGUCUGCAAAUUUAUACAAAAUCGUAACUCUAAUCGAGUUGCCGCCUUUAUUUUCAAUCUAUUUCAACCGUAUUCCAAUAUCAAUCAUUCGUGUCCCUGUAAUCACGAUGUAGUGGUGGACAAGGUCCCAACUUCGCACAUGAACGAGCAACUCACAAAAAUCUUGCCCUUUCCACCAGGAGAUUAUGGUUUCUAUAGUAUUUGGUUUGGCAAUGGCAAACCAAGGGCCACUGUAAAUGUUUAUGGGACUUUGUCUUGA